This is a messenger RNA of Nicotiana attenuata, 714 nucleotides long. RefSeq names its product nuclear transcription factor Y subunit B-6-like. Bases 1 to 714 code for a protein of 237 amino acids. Gene Ontology annotation, cellular component: CCAAT-binding factor complex; nucleus. Gene Ontology annotation, biological process: regulation of transcription by RNA polymerase II. The record is from RefSeq and is a predicted model, not a curated record. Lineage: Eukaryota; Viridiplantae; Streptophyta; Magnoliopsida; Solanales; Solanaceae. The transcript has a single exon. Gene Ontology annotation, molecular function: RNA polymerase II cis-regulatory region sequence-specific DNA binding; protein heterodimerization activity; DNA-binding transcription activator activity, RNA polymerase II-specific.
AUGCAAGGAUUCUCAAACGUUUCACUUUAUGGUCAAGGUGGCAUAGUUACUGAUCAGAUGGGCAUGAAUGUAUCAGCCCAAAUCAACCAAGUCAUUCCUACAGCCAACAACAGCAACAACAACAAUACCAACAAUGUAGUCACAGAGGACUCUGAAUGCACUGUUCGCGAGCAAGACCGUUUCAUGCCAAUAGCAAACGUAAUCCGAAUCAUGCGCAAAAUCCUCCCUCCACACGCCAAGAUCUCAGACGACGGGAAAGAAACCAUCCAAGAAUGCGUGUCUGAGUUCAUUAGCUUCGUCACUGGGGAAGCCAAUGACCGUUGCCAGCGCGAGCAACGCAAGACUAUCACGGCCGAGGAUGUCCUCUGGGCCAUGAGCAAGCUCGGGUUUGAUGACUACAUCGAACCCCUGACUAUAUACUUGCAUCGUUAUCGUGAGUAUGAUGGUGGUGAGCGUGGUUCCCUUAGAGGGGAACCUUUGCUGAUAAAGUCGCGGGCCAUGAUUGAUCCCGCGACUUCAACUAGCGUUGCUAUGGCACCGUAUCCGGUGCCACAUAAUUUCGCAAUGGCUCAUCAUCAUCACCAUGGAUAUUUUGCUUAUGCGCCCAUGAGUAAUGGGUACAUGCAAAAUCAUGAUAAUAAUGGAAGCACUUCUCAGGCUGCAGCAGCUAAUGGUGAGGCAAAUGUUCAAUCUUAUGCUGAGAAUAAGGAGUAA